This is a messenger RNA of Gekko japonicus, 1464 nucleotides long. RefSeq names its product LDL receptor related protein associated protein 1 (gene LRPAP1). Gene Ontology annotation, molecular function: low-density lipoprotein particle receptor binding; very-low-density lipoprotein particle receptor binding; lipase binding. Gene Ontology annotation, biological process: negative regulation of receptor internalization; negative regulation of very-low-density lipoprotein particle clearance. NCBI's taxonomy places the organism in Eukaryota, Metazoa, Chordata, Lepidosauria, Squamata, Gekkonidae. The transcript has 8 exons. Gene Ontology annotation, cellular component: endoplasmic reticulum-Golgi intermediate compartment; plasma membrane; endoplasmic reticulum. The record is from RefSeq and is a predicted model, not a curated record. The coding region runs from base 84 to 1148 and encodes 354 amino acids.
GGCGCGGUGCACGGUGGGCGCCGUAGUCCGCCGGCGCGCGCGCUCCGACUGCGAGGAGGACGAGAAGGAGGAGGACGGCGAGGAUGCGGGCGCUGCUUCCCCCGCCGCUCUGGGCCUGGCUGGCGCUGAGCUCCGCCGCGCGGCUCCUGGUCUCCGCCCAGGCCGGGGGGGCCGGACGCUACUCGCGCGAGGCCAACGACCCCGCCCCUCCCGCCGCCGCCGAGUUCCGCGUGGCCAAGCUCGACCAGCUCUGGGGCAAGGCCCGCCGGCUCCAUCUCUCUGCUGUGAAACUGGCCGAGCUGCACAGCGACCUCAAGAUUCAAGAGAAGGAUGAGCUGAGUUGGAAGAAACUGAAGGCCGAAGGGCUGGACGAAGAUGGGGAGAAAGAAGCCAGACUCCGGCGCAGCCUGCACGUAAUUAUGGCGAAGUACGGCCUGGACGGGAAGAAGGAUGCUCAGCUGGGGGACACCAACUACAUCAAGGGUGGUCUGGAGAAUGACGUGCUGGAUGACCCCCGACUGGAGAAGCUGUGGAGCAAGGCCAAGGCCUCAGAGAAGUUCUCUGCGGAGGAGCUGGAGAAGCUGUGGAGGGAGUUCAAGCACCACAAGGAGAAGGUUCACGACUACCACCUCUUGCUGGAGACCGUGAGUCGUACCGAAGAUAUCUCCAAAAACGUGAUUGACCCCCUGGAGGAGGAGGAGGCGCUGAAGGAGGAGCUGCUGCACCAGAAGCACCGGGAGCUGAAGGAGAAGAUGCAGAGCAUCAACCAGGGCUUCGAGCGGCUGCGCAGAGUCAGCCACCAGGGCUACGAUGCCUCCAGCGAAUUCGAGGAGCCCAGAGUGACUGACCUGUGGGAUAUGGCAAAACUGGGCAAUUUUACGGAGCAGGAACUGGAAUCGCUUCGGGAGGAGCUGAAGCACUUUGAGGCCAAAGUGGAAAAGCACCAUCACUACCAGAAGCAGCUGGAGCUCUCCCACGAGAAGCUGAAGCACGUGGAAGGGACCGGCGAGAAGGAGCAGCUGAGCAGGAGCCAGGAGAAGUACGCCGUCCUGGAAGAGAAGACCAAGGAGCUGGGGUACAAGGUCAAGAAGCACCUGCAGGAUUUGUCCGGCCGAAUCUCCCGAGGGCUUCAGCACAACGAGCUCUGAGACGCUUUGCCGAGGUUCUCACGGCUCCUGCCUGCCUGCCUGCCUGCACCGGGGCAGGGGGGGGGGGGCAAACAGCGGGGCUGGAUCCAUGGGCUGCGUGGAACGGCUGGAAGUCCUGAGGCCACACCUGGCUGUGCUGGGGGAGGGUGUUCUCCCCCCCCCAAAAAAAUAAUAAUCAUGUAUUUUAAUCACAUUCUUGAUUAAUGUGACAACGGUCCACCUUGUAUGUAACAGUUUUUCCAACAUGUUAUGUUGUCUAAUGUCUGCAUCCAACGCAAGCCUUUGAAACGGAGAGGCUCUUCAGAGAGAGAGAGAG